This is a messenger RNA of Acanthosepion pharaonis, 2265 nucleotides long. NCBI's taxonomy places the organism in Eukaryota, Metazoa, Mollusca, Cephalopoda, Sepiida, Sepiidae. The record is from the annotation of a GenBank genome assembly.
AUGUAUUUUACUCCUUUGGCCUUCCAGGCAUGUGGUAGUCCGCUCACAAAUGUUGGUGAUCAUUUUGGUCCAAACAAAGUGCUUCGUGAUGAUCUUGGCCGUGGAUCAUUUGCUGGGCUGAGCCACGGUACCGUAUCCUCGUGUUGGGGGCGCGCGCGGCCAAGGGUGCAUGUGCUGUUCUCUCCCCCCUCACUCCUUCUGUCUAUUUAUCUCUUUCUAUCUCUCCUCCCCUUUUUUUUCUACUCGCCGACAGAGAACUAUACUUCUCGCAAAAUGGCCGACCAUCACGACUUACCCUACCAAGCUGAAUAUGCAAAAAGCAAUCGUUCCACUUGUAAAGCCUGCAGGACAACCAUCAGCCAAAAGAGUCUAAGACUUGCUGUUAUGGUCCAGUCUCCAGUGUUUGAUGGAAAGACCCCAAAUUGGUUCCAUUACCAUUGUUUCUGGAAGAGAGCCAAAGUUGAAUCUCACCAAGACAUUCACAAUUUUGAUGCCUUACGAUGGGAUGACCAGCAGAAAAUCAAGGACAAAAUUGCGGGAGGCAGUGGUGGAAUAGAUGAGAAAAGUGCUGCUGCUGGUGGUACGGGAACAAGUAUUAGUGAUUUUAAAGCUGAGUAUGCUAAAUCCAAUCGGAGUACAUGUCGUGGCUGUGAAGAGAAAAUUGGAAAGGAUGAGUUAAGACUGUCAAAGAAGGAUUUUACAAGUCAGAGAGCCAAGAUGUAUGGGCCCCAAGAUACUUGGUAUCAUGUUGACUGCUUUGUCAAACAGCGUGAAGAACUUGGUUUGGGCCCUGACAAGGGUGUCAAUGAAUUUGCAGGAUACAACAAUUUGAAGAAGCCUGACCAAGACGAACUGCUUCAAAAAUUGGGAAAAGGAUCAUCCAAUAAUGAGAACAGGAAAAGAAAAGGGGAAGGAAAGGGUGAGACUGAAGCAAAGAAGAAAAAAGAGGAAACAAAAGAGGAAAAAAUAAUGAAGGAACAAAACAAAUUGCUUUGGAGUUAUCGGGACAAAUUGCAGAAGGAUGUAAGCAACGAGGCACUGAAGCUGCUUCUUCAAUUAAACCAUCAAAAAGUUCCUUCCGGUGAAAGUAAUUUGUUAGAUGCUGUUUCUGACUGCAUGGCUUUUGGAGCUCUAGAAGGCUGUCCUAAUUGUCCUGAUGGACAAUUGGCCUAUAGGAGCGAUGGUUACCGUUGUACUGGGAAUUUGACGAGCUGGACAAAGUGUUUAUACAUCACUCGGACACCAAAACGCAAACCUUUUAAAAUCCCAAAGGAAUAUCAUGAUGUAGAUGUUUUAAAGAAAUAUAAGUACAAAUCUCGAGAUCGUGUAUUUCCUGCUGUUGUCGUGUCUUCCAAGGAAGGACCUGUUAUUGACACCGGAUUCCUUGAUGAUGUCAAAAAUGGUGGAGUUUUAUUAAUGAUACAGAAGCAUAGUAUUGCAUCUUGGGGAGAUGAUCCUCAGCAGCGAAUUAUUGAACCAACUGUCAUGAAAAGUGGGUCAAAAUCAUCAAAUAAUGCAAAGGAUGAAGCUUACUUUACUAAAGCAAUUCCUGACAAACUACGAAUGAUGGUAAAAGGAGGGGCAGCUGUAGAUCCUGAUUCUGAAUUGGCUGAUACUGCUCAUGUGAUCCAAGAAAAAUCGGACAUUUAUAAUGCUGUACUAGGUUUGGUUGAUGUAAUUUCUGGUACCAAUUCCUAUUACAAGAUUCAGGCUUUGGAAACUGAUGCCAAAUCUUGUUGGUAUGUUUUCCGUUCCUGGGGCCGUGUAGGCACAACCAUUGGUGGGAACAAGCUUGAACGUUGCGGAUCCCGAAGUUCUGCAAUUGAAAAAUUCAAAGCUCUAUACAGUGAUAAAACCAACAAUAAUUGGGAAGACCGUCACAACUUCCAGAAAUUCCCUAACAAAUUCUAUCCUUUGGAGAUUGAUUAUGGUCAGGAGGACGAGAACAUAAAGAAACUUGAUUUGAGCAAAAGUAAAUCCAAGUUGCACAAAGCCAUUCAAGACCUUGUCCGUAUCAUUUUUGAUAUUGAAAGCAUGAAAAAGGCCAUGAUGGAAUUUGAGAUUGACUUGAAAAAAAUGCCUCUCGGAAAACUGUCAAAAAAACAGAUUGAAUCUGCUUAUAAAGUGUUGAAUGAACUGAAUCAGAGUUUCAUAGGAAUUAUUACAGCUGGAGACUUCUACAUCUCACACACACUCUCUCUCUCUCUCUCUCUCUCUCUCUCUCUCUCUCCCUCCUCUCUCUUCAACACAUUUUGUGUCAAUUAA